Molecule: messenger RNA, 3720 nt
Organism: Bufo bufo (common toad)
Lineage: Eukaryota; Metazoa; Chordata; Amphibia; Anura; Bufonidae
Gene: ADCY8
Product: adenylate cyclase 8
Exons: 18
Coding region: 1-3720 (1239 amino acids)
Biological process (GO): intracellular signal transduction; cAMP biosynthetic process; adenylate cyclase-activating G protein-coupled receptor signaling pathway
Cellular component (GO): plasma membrane
Molecular function (GO): adenylate cyclase activity
Source: RefSeq, a predicted model, not a curated record
AUGUAUUUCAGUAAGCUACAGAGGAGAAAACAACAAGAACUGUACAGAUCUACCAUGGAACUGUCAGAGGUGAGGUGCUCCAGUGCCACCGAGGAACUUUACACCAUCAAUAAGACCCCCACCAUCAACAGCAACACAAGACCGAAAAGACUACUUUGGCAGACGGCGGUAAGGCACAUCACCGAGCAAAGGUUUAUAAAUGAACAGAGCAGUGCGAAAACCCUCUCCUCCGAUGACUCCUAUUCAACCAAUGCCAACAGGCAAUUUGGCAAGAUCUCCGGUGGGGAUAGACACAAUAAUGGAGGCACCAAAGUCUUUCCAGAAAGGACAAGUAGUGAUCUGGGCUUCCUUCACCUGGACUGCGCCCCUAGCAAUUCAGAUUUCUUCUUGAACUGGGGCUACACCUAUAGAGGGGUCAUAUUCCCGACCUUAAGGAAUUCUUUCAAGUCUAGAGACCUAGAAAGGCUUUACCAACGGUAUUUCCUUGGGCAACGACGCAAAUCAGAAGUGGUGAUGAACAUCUUGGAUGUGCUGACCAAACUCACCUUACUGAUCCUUCAUCUCACCUUGGCCUCUGCACCCAUGGACCCCAUCAAAGGCAUUUUGCUGGGCUUCUUCACUGGAAUUGAGGUGGUCAUUUGUGCCUUAGUAGUAGUCAGGAAGGACACAACCUCUUACACAUAUCUACAGUUGAGUGGGGUUGUGACAUGGUUAGCCAUGGCGACCCAAAUCCUGGCAGCUGGUUUAGGAUAUGGCCUUCUAGGGGACGGUAUUGGCUAUGUACUCUUUACACUUUUUGCUACCUACAGCAUGCUUCCAUUACCCCUUACCUGGGCUAUCUUGGCUGGAUUGAUAACUUCCCUUCUACAGAUCGUGAUGCAGUUGGUAAUCCCCAGACUUGCAGUGACUUCCAUAAAUCAGAUCGUGGCACAAGCUGUGUUGUUUAUGUGUAUGAACACUGCAGGAAUCUUCAUUAGCUACCUGUCAGAUCGGGCUCAGCGACAAGCGUUCCUGGAAACGAGAAGAUGCGUGGAAGCCAGGCUAAGACUUGAGACCGAGAACCAGAGACAGGAAAGGCUCGUCCUCUCCGUAUUACCUCGAUUUGUUGUACUUGAAAUGAUCAACGACAUGACCAAUGUAGUAGAUGAGCACCUGCAGCAUCAGUUUCACAAGAUUUAUAUCCAUCGCUAUGAAAAUGUCAGCAUUCUUUUUGCAGAUGUGAAGGGAUUUACCAACCUGUCCACCACCUUAUCAGCACAAGAACUGGUCCGAAUGUUAAAUGAACUCUUUGCGAGGUUUGAUCGCCUAGCACAUGAACAUCACUGCCUUAGAAUUAAGAUCCUGGGUGAUUGUUAUUAUUGUGUGUCUGGCCUUCCGGAGCCGCGUCAAGACCACGCUCAUUGCUGCGUUGAAAUGGGACUCAGCAUGAUCAAGACUAUUAGAUAUGUACGAUCACGAACAAAGCACGACAUUGAUAUGAGGAUCGGAAUCCACUCUGGUUCAGUCUUAUGUGGCGUGCUGGGACUUAGGAAAUGGCAAUUUGAUGUGUGGUCCUGGGAUGUGGAUAUUGCAAAUAAAUUGGAAUCAGGUGGAAUACCAGGGAGAAUUCAUAUAUCAAAAGCUUCUCUUGACUGCCUUAACGGGGAUUAUAAUGUUGAAGAAGGACACGGAAAGGAAAGAAAUGAAUUUUUGAGAAAACACAAUAUCGAGACCUACCUAAUAAAACAACCUGAGGAGAACCUCCUGACGCUCCCAGAAGAUAUAGUGAAAGAGUCGGUGAGUCCGACAGACAGGAGGAACAGCGGCGCAACUUUUACGGAGGGGUCUUGGAGCCCGGAACUUCCAUUCGAUAACAUUGUGGGCAAGCAGAACACUCUGGCUGCGCUAACAAGAAAUUCAAUAAAUCUGCUUCCAAACCAUCUUGCACAAGCUUUGCAUGUCCAGUCUGGUCCUGAGGAGAUUAACAAGCGAAUAGAACACACCAUCGACUUGCGGAGUGGAGAUAAGUUGAGAAGAGAGCAUAUCAAGCCUUUCUCACUGAUGUUUAAAGACUCCAGCCUGGAGCAUAAGUAUUCUCAAAUGAGGGACGAAGUGUUCAAAUCCAACCUGGUGUGCGCCUUCAUCGUCCUCAUCUUCAUCACCGCCAUCCAAAGCCUGCUUCCGUCAUCAAGGCUGAUGCCCAUGGUAAUUCAGUUCUCUAUACUGAUAAUGCUGCACUCUGCACUGGUCCUGAUAACGACAGCCGAGGAUUAUAAAUGUCUGCCCCUCGUGCUCCGGAAAACCUGCUGCUGGAUUAAUGAGACGUACUUGGCCAGGAACGUCAUCAUCUUUGCAUCCAUUUUGAUUAAUUUCCUUGGAGCCGUAAUCAAUAUUCUUUGGUGCGAUUUCGACAAAUCGAUUACGUCAAAAAAUCAGACCUUCAACUCUUCGGCCUCCAUCACAGACAUUUGUUUCUACCCCGAGUACUUUGUCUUCACCGGAGUUCUGGCCAUGGUGACCUGCGCUGUCUUUCUACGACUCAACUCUGUUCUGAAGCUGGCGGUGCUGCUCAUUAUGAUAGCAAUAUAUUCCCUGCUGACAGAAACCAUUUAUACGUCUCUCUUCUUACGAUAUGACAAUUCACAUCACAACGGGAACACAGACUUCCUGGGGACAAAAGAGGCCUCCCUGCUGCUAAUGGCCAUGUUCCUCUUAGCCGUCUUCUAUCAUGGACAGCAGCUGGAAUACACUGCAAGACUGGAUUUUUUGUGGCGGGUUCAAGCCAAAGAAGAAAUCAGUGAAAUGACGGAAUUGAGGGAACAUAAUGAAAACAUGCUGAGAAACAUUCUUCCGAGUCAUGUGGCUCGCCAUUUUUUGGAGAAAGACCGAGAUAAUGAGGAGCUGUAUUCUCAGUCUUAUGAUGCUGUGGGCGUCAUGUUUGCCUCAAUCCCUGGAUUUGCAGAUUUUUAUUCACAAACGGAAAUGAAUAACCAGGGUGUGGAGUGCCUCCGCUUGCUGAAUGAAAUUAUUGCAGAUUUUGAUGAGCUUUUAGAUGAAGAGAGAUUCCAAGACAUCGAAAAGAUCAAAACUAUUGGGAGUACGUACAUGGCCGUAUCGGGAUUGUCUCCGGAGAAGCAGCAAUGUGAAGACAAGUGGGGACACUUGUGUGCCGUGGCCGACUUUUCCAUUGCACUGAAUGAAAGCAUCCAGGAGAUCAACAAGCAUUCGUUCAACAACUUUGAGCUCCGCAUCGGUAUAAGUCAUGGGUCAGUUGUUGCCGGAGUCAUUGGGGCCAAGAAACCUCAAUAUGAUAUAUGGGGGAAAACCGUUAACCUGGCGAGCAGAAUGGACAGCACAGGAGUGAGCGGCAGGAUUCAAGUGCCUGAGGAGACCUACCAUGUCCUGAAGGAUCGCGGCUUUGCUUUUGAGUAUCGCGGAGAGAUUUACGUGAAAGGUAUUAGCGAGCAGGAAGGAAAGAUCAAAACCUAUUUUCUUCUAGGAAGAGUACAGCCAAAUCCAUUAAUAUCACAGCCAAAAAUAAUCACUGGACAAUAUUCCCUAGCAGCUGUCGUACUAGGACUCGUACAGUCCCUAAACCGACAAAAACAGAAGCAAAUCCUCAACGAAAACAACAACUCCGCCAUCAUGAAGGGACAUUACAACAGGCGGACAUUGCUAGCAUCCAGCGGAUCAGAGGUCGUCACGCAAACAGAAGGAGUCGACAAGCCUGAAUUGCCAUAA